CACUGGGAGCAGUAGGGAGGUGGUACUGUCUCCAGUGGGUUAACAUCUCCUUUCGAUCGUUAAUCAACAAGAUAAUAAUACUCAAAGAUAAACGAUAACCAAAUAUUCGAGAACGAUACAUGAUAAACAUUAAUUAAAAUCAAAAAGUGCCCAGUGAGUGUCUUAAUCAGUUUCCAGGUAGGCACUAGGCGAUAUGAAAAUCAGUUUGUAUUUUUUGCUAUUUUAUGUGUGUAAUACGGCAUGCAAUGGCGAUAAAGAAGCCGAAGAGGAGGCGAACAGGAAACGGAUACUUGACCAAUUGACGAAAACACGCACAGUGAUAUUGGAUGACUACCAUUUGGUGACUAGGCAGAUAGCGACCGAUGUAUAUAUGUACAGAAGCUACCGCACCGUGUCUGUUGUGUUUUAUCCCGUCAGGAAAGACGUUAGCGAUGCACGCUUCACAUUCCAGGCUGAAGAGCUUCAUUUAAAUAACAUUGGUAGGUGCGACCCUCAAGAUGUCAUAAUCAACAUAAAGCACGGCUCCUACCCAGCCGUGAACCCCGACGGGUACCCCUUCCCUAAAGACUUCGUGGACCCGGCAACCAGGGACACUAUACACACGGUGGAACUACUGUCUGAUGGCAAGAAUAAGUCCUACAGUAUAAUCCACCCCAAGCCUGGGUCUUGGUACGCGCUGGUGUAUAGAAAAUGGGAAGAUCCUAGGACUCAGAAGGUUGAGCAGCAAGGUCUCGUGGCCGACUGCCAUACAAUCUUAUACACGGACCUGCAAGUGAAAAUAGACGAUGACAUCCGACUUAUAGACUGUGACCAGGGCAUCACCAUCUCCUACUCUAAUAUUCCCGCCACCUACAAAUGUAUGGUCGUCGACAGCAUACAACCAGUUAACUUCAACUUCACAAUCACGAACACUGAAGCUACUGACAGAUAUGUCAUCUUCCUUGUAGAAGCCCUAUACCAACCCUCCCUAGAUAAUAACCUCCUCUCAUGCUACUUCGACCCAAGAGCCAGCAAUGUACACUCAGUGAACUUCAUUCCUCAUCCCAACGCGUGGCAUUACUUCAGAAUAGAACACUACACCCCCGAAAAUGAUACCAAAAUCAAUGACUGUAACAACCUAUACUACGCCAGAACGGAAGAAGACGAUCUCAGCAAUCAUUCCGUUAUAGACCUUAUGCGCGACGACAAAGGUCGCUUUUUCACAUUCGACUACGGCUUACCUACCACCGAUUUGCAAGACGCAACCAGCUUAGUCAAUCUGACCUCGGACGAAGUGAAGUCCUUAAGGUUUCCGGUGACCAAAAUCUUAGAUAUCGGAGGCACUUUGGCUUUGGAAGCUAGUCUGCUUAUGAAAAAUUUAAAAUAUUACAUGGGAUGGAAAAGAGAUCGGAAAGGAGCGCAAGGAAAUUUGUUGGCGUUUACCGAGGAUAGCCAGUAUAUGCGCGUUGUGAUCUGUUUGGACAUCGGUCACACAAGCUUGCCCUUAUCGUCCGGACACUGCCAAUACAACGAUCACGUGAAGCCGGCGUUGUUCGUGUUGAACAGUACGGACUCAGAGUCCAUAGACGAUAAAGUGAUAAUUCCUUUUCCCGACGACGGGCAGUGGUAUCUGACGUUCCGCUUGUUUUGCGAUGAAGUCGUCUGUCCUUGUCGGACGUUUGAUAACGGUACGAAGUAUUACGUGAACUCUAGCGUGCUAGACAGGGACGAGGAAGACUUGGGGAACGUGUCGAUGCGGGAGGGGGAGAAGGAUUGCAACGUGACAGUGGUGCUGUCGAUCUCAUCGUCGUCUUGUGUCGGCGGCCGCUGCGGGAACCACGGCAGUUGUCUGCUCAACACGUUCGGGGGACUGAUUAUGUCUUUUUGCUCCUGCACGGCUGGUUACGGAGGCUGGGACUGCUCUGACGACUCAAGGAUGGACAGCAGCGUAUCCAUGAUCGUGUCCGUAUUACUCCUGACUCUCAGCAACAUGCUCUUCUUCAUCUCCAUCUACGUGGCCAUCAUCAGACUCUACUACACCGAAGCCAUGAUGUACGGGUUCACUAUGGUCUUCUCUACUUUCUACCACGCCUGCGACGCGCCCGCUCAGGUAGCCUACUGUAUCACCCGACCGAACAUUCUACAGUUCGGAGACUUCUACUGCGGUAUCAUGUGCUUCUGGGUAACAUUACUGGCAAUGGCCAUUAUGGGUGAUAAACUGAGAUCUUCAUUACAACUCAUCGGUGCAAUAAUCAUAGCUUUACUCACUACGUGGAACAUGCAUUCUAUAGUCGCCUUUAUUUUACCAGUUGCGAUUGGAUGCGGAUUUUUAUUCUUAAGUUGGUAUUUAGAUUGGAGAAAGGCUCACGCGUUAAUGUUCAAGAGAUCGUAUUACACGACUUUCUUGCCUAUAGGCAUAUUGUUGGUCGGUGUAGGUUUGAUCUGCUUUGCUUUUCUUCAGACUGAGCAGAAUUAUAAGAUUGUACAUUCUAUUUGGCAUAUGAUAAUCGCUGCUAGCGUAGUGUUCCUUUUACCGGACAUAAAACGCGGAGACGACGUCAACCCGUUCCUGCCCGGCCCCAAUUUCUGGAGACUGUCGUUUUGUAGCAAAUUCAAUAGAUCUCAGACUCCUAACACAGUCAAUAGAUCUCAAACUCCUAUAACAACGGCCCCGCUAACAGCAGACUGAAAGCGUCAAUUGCCAUCCAUUAUAAAACGAGCCUUAUGUCGUUUUGUUAAGGUGCAAAUACAAAUAACGCGUUAGUGUUAGUAGUAAUUAAGAUAUAAAUGUUAUUUCCUUUAGUUAUGACAUUCUCCUACUAGUCAACACUAUUUUGAACGAGUACAGAUAUUUUAGUAAUUCGUAUAGCUCUUGAUAAUUAGGUGUAACGUAUUGAAUUCACAUGACAAUAGAUAAUGAUAGGUGAUAGUACAAUUUUCAUAUAUUUAUUGAAGUACAUGAAACAAAAUGAAAAAGACUGUGAGAAGAAUAAGAGAACUAAGCAGAGCCGGACUUGGACAUUGUUAUCGAGGUAAAUCUAUAAGUAAUUGGCGAUUUAUGGAUGCUAUCAAUUUAUCAGUUACCUAAUUUGUUCUUGUUUAAUGGCCUGUGUCCGGCCCUGGCAAUACGUAAUCAACAUACCACGCCCCACGACCCCGUUAGAAAUUAACGGACCAAUUUUGAUGUGAUUUUAUGUGAUAGAGUGUACCAGAGUGUAGCUGAUUUUUUAACAUUCUGUUCCUAUACUUGAAUAUUUUUAAUUGAUAUUUCUAACAAGGGAAGUCGAAGGCCCGUUCAAACUUUUAAUAUUUACAAAAUUAGCUUUGUUUCUGAAACGGGUCUCGAUGUAAAGAAUUAAUAAUAUAUCCGAGGGGGUAUGUAAUAAUUGUAGCAAUAAAGCUACAUGCGAAGUGCGUGGUGAAGUACCUAAUACAAGCGACGACAACGCACAGCGGGGGGAAGAAUGAGGGAUCAUUGAGAUUAGACGAUGCGAGAACUCGCAUGCGAGUUUCAUUACAUUGCGGGUUUUGAUCGGUCGGUUGAAUUGGACGUAACCAACAGUCCGCAAUGUAACUAAAAUCGCAAGCGAGUUCGCGCGCCGUCGAAAUUAGCCCUGACUUUCGUGAGACUUUUUCGAGGGAUGGGUCAAACCCGAUAAAUCGAGAUAUUUUGGCAGUUAAAUAACAACUCUACGCACGUCACAUAGGUAGUUCUAAUUUCUAAAACCUAUUUGCACGACUUAUCGGGUUUUACCGCACAGCUUUCGAUUUGAUAGUCAUGCACAGAUCGAACAUUCGUCACGAUCUCACGAUUGUCUUGAGAUGGGCAGCCAUAGAGUUUAGCGUAGUGUCAUUGUUGGAUAUAAAGAAAAUUUACUAAUACUUUUGGACAAUAAGACUGUAGACCAUUCAAGUAACAGUAUUAAAGGUGGUCUCAAUAUGAUGAACACAAUACGACCUUAUAUAUGUAUAUCUUAUUGAAGUAUGUAAUUGCAUAAUUUAUGCGCAUUGCAAGAAGGUAAAUCUACGUUUAUUUCGUGACAAACGUGUAAUUCAUUAAAAAAAUGCAGUUUUAAGAAACAACAUGAACUAUUCAAAAUCUUCUAGUCUGCAUAAUACUUAUAAAUCAUGCUACUGAUAUUUCGCAUAAGUUCAGAUAAACUCACUGGCACUAGCCGGGGUUCGAAGCCACGAUCUCAAGUUAGAAAGCAGAAAACCUUACCACUUUGCUACCAACUCUUCAUGAUGAAUUAUGGUAAUGAAUGAAUGAAUGAAAACAUUUAUUUUCAGGCAACUAUUGGCCCAUAGAUAAAUACCUGGUAAUGAGAUGGCUCGUAUAAAUACGUACAUACAUAUACAUGUACUGUACAUUAAUAUUGGACAAAGUCAAUAUUGACCGAGCAGUGACAUACGAUUAAGUACAAAAGUCAAUAAAUUCCUCAAUUAAAAUCAAACUAUAAUGUUGUAGUUGUAUACUUAAUUAUUGCAACUAUUUACUUAUUAUAUAAAUUAACUUCAAAUUUUGACAACUAUCUGUUUUUUUUAAAUAUAGGCCCCAUUAAUAGAAUUUAUAGUUAAAUAAAGAGUGUUCACGGAACUCCAACUCUAGUAAUACUCGAACAAUAUUUUGGUACACUUCCUGACAUAAAGGUACGUAAAAGUGUUACCAUGUACGUGGUAGGUCCCAUAAUGACCUGGCCUGAACCAAAUAUUAUAAUGCUAGCGAAAUAAAACUAUUAUUACUUUUCAAUAUAGUCGCCUUUAAUGUCAACGCACUUUUGACAUCUUUGAAUAAGCAUCUCUAUUCCUUUAUAAAAGUACCUUGAAAUCUUGUCUUCAAAAUGACCUAAAACGGCCGCCUCCAGGUCUUCGUCAUUGAAAAACUUUUUUCCUCGCAAGUCUCGCUUCAGGUUUGGUAAUAAAAAAUAGUCACUGGGAGCCAUGUCCGGACUAUACGGGGGAUGGUCGACCUCAGUGAACCCGCACUCGCGAACUGCAGCCUUGGCCACGAAGGCGGUGUGUACGGGAGCAUUGUCGUGUAGCAGCAGUACCCCUUUGGCUAGCUUUCCUCGUCGCUUUUCCUUUAUUGAAGCCCGCAAUUUGUGGAUCAAAGAAGCAUAGUACUCGCUAUUUAUAAUUUCUUUGAAAUCGACCAUCAGGAUACCAUGGCAAUCCCAAAAGAUUGUGCACAUCAGCUUUUUGCUGGACUGGUGCACCUUUGCUUUAAUAGGGGGCUUUUCGUUUUUAAAGCGCCACUCCAUCGACUCGCGUUUGCUCUCGGGAUCAUAAUAAAGCACCAUUGUUUCGUCUCCAGUCACCAGCCGUUCAAUUAUGUUUGUAGGGUUUUCGUCACAGAGCUCCAAAAAUUUGGAAGCACAUUUCACUCGUUCUUCUUUUUGAACCGCUGAUAGAAGUUUAGGCACCCACCUUGCACAGACCUUACUCAUGUGAAGAUGAUCGUGAAUUAUGCAGUGGACGGUGCUCUUAGAAAGCCCUAGCCUUGCUGCUAUUUCUCUGAUCUUUAGGCGGCGAUCACUUAAAACUUCCUCCUGGACGCUGUUAAUAUUUUCAGGAGUGAGGACCUCCACUGGUCUUCCAUCAUGUCCCAGAUCUUCGACAGUUUCCCGACCAAAUCGAAACUCGUUUACCCAAUUUUUUACGGUGCUAUACGAAGGAGAAGACUCGCCGUACACGCCAUCUAAACGAUCUUUUAUUUGAGUGGGAGAUAAUCCUUCUUUAAACAGGAAUUUUAUGACGCUUCGGUACUCAAUUUUCGACAUUGCUAAAAAUCUUGCGACAACCUUGACUUAACUUUCUCUAAACCUGCAAAUAAAGCAAACAAGUUGACGCUUGUCCGUUUAAAAACUACAGCCGGCCUAGCCAAGGUUACAAUCGCUAUCGCUUCGACAUCGAAAAGCAUUAUGUCUCUCUAUCACUCUUCUAUAUUAGCGCGACAGUGACAGUUGCGUUUCGAUCGCUACGGAGCGUAAGCGAUUGACAUCUUGGCUACGCGGCCUGAUUAGAUAUGCUAUACAAUGGUGCAUAACAUGUCAUGACAUGUUACGCAGAAGUGGGUCAGGCCAGAUCAUUAUGGGACCGCCUGGUAAAUGUUACUUUCACAUAAGUACCCCUUAAUUUGAAUGCUAAUAGUAAGUAUUUCGUUUGAUACUGGAACUUGAAUAAGCUUUAAAAUAAUAUUUUUCUUAAUAAUGUGAGGAAGCAUGAUAAUAUAAUUGUACAAAAAAACUAUGGUGUUUAAAGGUGUGAAUGCAUUGGUUUAAAAAAAGCACAAUGUAAAAAAAUAUGAAUUACGUGUAUUUUUAGUUAAUUAAGUAAGUAGCUUCAGCAUUUUUAACGGAAGCCUGUGCAAAAGUAGGCUAUUGUAAAAUCUCGUUGACCUCUAAAAAUAGUACAUAAUAUACAUAUGUAUAGUGUGGCCCAAAUAAUAAAUGGUUUGCAUAAAAUAAACUUUAUAAUCUUCACGGUAGUGUUUAAAAUUGAAUGCAUGUCAUCACACAGGCAUUUUACUAAUGUGUUUCAUACAUCAGGGGAUCUGGCCAAGAUGUGUAUAUUCUGUAUAACUCUGUAGUUUCAAAAUACUUUCGGGCAUUUUAUUAGUAGGUACAUACUACAAACGUAGGUAUUUAUUUGAAAAUGACGUAACGAACCCUGAAAUGUUAGAUUAGAUACUUUUGCCAUGAUUUUUUUUAUGCAACUGUAAAUAGGUAAGAAUUGUCCAAUAUUGUAAUAUAAACUGACGGUGCCUUAUACCUAUUGUCCACUUUCAAAUUUCGAGACCGUUCGUGAAUGAACUCUUGGCAAUGGCAUAAUUUAGGACAGUUGCAACCAUGGGGUAAAGUGGUAUAAGAUUUAUACACUUCCAUUGUGUACGACUGUACGGCCACAUACCCAAUGAUAUCCCCUCUACCCUAAUUGCUACUUUAUCAAAGAUGUCUCAUGGUUGAAACUGCCCUGAUUCACCAUAAAUACCUAGAAAAGAAACAAAGUACCUACCACAGUGUGUAUUAAUAUAAAUUUAGUAUAACUAUGUUAAAGGAAAAUUCGUCUAAAAAAAUGAAUGGUCUCCUUCUUCCAUUAGUGUUUGUGCCAUGUGUAAUUAAUAUUAAGAUUUAGGGAAUUAAUAUCCAUAUUGAGAUUAUUUAGCGUCUUUCUCUUUAUUAUGAUCACUUGCUCUAAAACAGGGCUGUCCCUUGUCUGUGUUUUUGUGUACAAAAAUGUAAACAUGGAACACAAACUUGUGUAAUAUACAAACCAUACACUUCUACAUAAAAUAGAGGCUAUUUCACAUCUAAAUGAUCCUUCUUCUGGCUGUAUCUUCGCAGUACAGAAGACCCUUGUUGAAAACUUGUUAAGGCAAGAUCGUGUAUAUGAAAUUUAAACAUGUAGGUACCAAUAUAAAAACCUUGCCAAAACAUGCUUAAGACGCGUUUACAUACGGUACGUAUAUUUAAGUACGACAGGUAAGAUGUUAAAUUGUGUAGACGGUCACAAACGAUGUUUCCCUUAUUGACCAUCAUACCUUUAUGAUAUUUAUAAUGGGUCUUUACAAAACUUGGCCUUAUAAUACUUGUAUUAAUGUUGACAUUCCUUCCAUCUUUGUUUGCUCAAAUGGUGAAGUUUCACUUCUUCUGAUCUCUCGGGGCAAAACAGGAACAUUGUACAAUUCUGACUUUAGCCUAAGUAUAAGGCAGCUACAGUGUUUAAAUUAACUUUACUUAUGUGCCAUCUUAUUUAUUUGUCUAGAUUCUAAUUGGAAUAUUUAUAUUAAAAUUUUAUUACUUAUAGUAACAUCUUUUGUAAAUCAAAUACAAAGUGUAAACUUUAAGCCAGAAGGGCUCUGGAAUAGGUUGAAAUUUUUAUAAGGAGGACUUUUUAUUACCAUUAUAUUUAAGCCCUAUUAAUUAAAAUUGACAUUUAAAGAUACAAUCCACGUGUAAUACUGUUAUUAGAAAAUCACAGCUUAAUCAGCCAUUUUGUUUUAAUAUCUACUUCAAUUUCCAAUAUUAACAUAUUAUUCUUUUUGAUAUUACUCCACUGAAGUACAGGGCCCAGUAUAUAUACCUACAAAUAUAAUUUGGAUGUCUUCAAAUGAUGUUACAUAUACUUUUCUUUUAUAUUACAUUAUUAUAGUACGUUUCUAAGUAGGCUAUGUCAUUGAUGCUUUAUGUAUAGUUGUGUUAGUGAUUUAUACACAAAUACUCUAGUUAAUGUUGUCAUUAAUUGUAAUGUUCAUGAACAAAGAUGCCAGUUACCAAGCACACUAAAUAUUGUACUGCAGUAUAAGUUAACUAAAAUAUAUUUUAUAUUAUAAUCAUGAACAAUUAUAUUUGUUAUUAAAGAUUUGUAAGUAAAUAUAAUAAAUAAAACCAAAGUCAAAUUUAUGAAAUAUU
Molecule: messenger RNA, 8390 nt
Organism: Cydia fagiglandana
Lineage: Eukaryota; Metazoa; Arthropoda; Insecta; Lepidoptera; Tortricidae
Exons: 4
Coding region: 194-2668 (824 amino acids)
Cellular component (GO): membrane
Source: RefSeq, a predicted model, not a curated record